Phytophthora nicotianae INRA-310 is the source of this 1583-nucleotide messenger RNA. RefSeq lists its product as hypothetical. The transcript has a single exon. The record is from RefSeq and is a predicted model, not a curated record. Lineage: Eukaryota; Oomycota; Peronosporomycetes; Peronosporales; Peronosporaceae. Bases 39 to 1583 code for a protein of 514 amino acids.
AUUUUAGCUCGACGAUACACUUAAUCUUAUGUCGAAAGAUGCCUGCAUGCCCCGCAAUGUUCGCAAGUGAACGCGUCCAUCCCAUAGUCACAAGUGUCCCCUCCCCAGACAUUCUACCGGUGGACUCGCCGACAGCUAUCGCGUGGCGCACAGUGCGAACUCUACGCAAGGUUCUUCGCAAUUCUCUGCUGAGUGUGACGAUUUCCUGGUUAUUUGCGUUUUGCUGCAGUAUUGGUGACGUUUUUUCGGGACUCACACCGUGUGAACAAUCGUUCGAGGAGUUCCUCGUAGCUAAAAUGCUGUGGUUUCACUGUUUCUUUUGUAUCGCCACGGUGUCGAUCUACGUCUCCUUGUUGCGUACUGAGCAGCUCACGGACAAAUUCAAGGAUCGAUUACCACUUAUUCACUGGGUGAGGAGGUUGGCUCGGUUAACAUCUCCAUACUGCGUCGUAGUGGCACUCGCAGUCGUUGGCGGGUGCAUAGGACUAUCCAGAAUACCAGGGCAAAACUACAGGUCCAAGACUAGCGUGUACUUUACACAUAUUUGUUUCUACGCGUUCGUUGGGUAUACAGAAGUUCAAGCUCGACAUCUCUUCCGAACGGAGACUGUGCGUGGUCAAGCUCGGACUCUGCAGCAGCUAAUGCGACGGGAGCAACGGAAGCUCUCAAAUCCAAGUAUUAAUCCUGCACUCGCUCGAAAACGACGUUUUCUCCGAGUAAUUGUCCAGGACCUACCGCUGAUAGCAUCUGCUCUCUUCGCUACAGCGUAUGUACACGUUGUGAGCUCCAUCAAGAUCACAACCCAGUUGUAUUUAACACUAUUUGCCAUGAGUAGUAUCAUCGUCAAGUUGGGACUACAAGAGCUCGCGAAAAGUUUUCUAUCCAAGAAGACACGAACGCCGAACAUGCGGACUAUGGCUAUCAUCGUGGCGGCCCCUACGAUUUUAGUGGACACGCAACUUCGUACCGUUCUACUAUGCCAGGAUAAUGCGUCUAUGACUGUGGUUGGCUCUCUGCUCCUAGCAGCAGCUGAAAUUGUUAUUCGUCUUGGCAAAACAGCCUACGUAAGGUGGGCUGAGCAUCGAAUUCUUACUCGAAGGUCGUUAUCUUCAGCUCCGAUUGUAGCUGAGGCAACGUGGGCAACGAAGAUCUCAAAACUGGACGGACCGCGACACAGAACAACAUCCUCGUUGCGUAUCGUUGACCCUAUUCAAGAUCGCGUUCAUCGAUUAUUAUCGCUGCAUGCCGCUGAGAUUUACUCGGACAUGCACGCAGAGUACAUUGCCAUGGGGUGUUCAUAUGGGAUUUUGUUUUUCUUUGGAGCGCAUCCAAAGUACCAGCUUGCAGACUAUGAAAACAACGUUAGUGGUCGCAUCACAGCUGUUCACUGGACCAAUGCGAGCAUCACUGGGCUUCAACUCGGCAUCGAGAUUAUUGUUGACUUUGUGGCUUGUGCGCUCGAAAUUCGUCGAGGCAUUGACUUCGAGCAACUCAACCGGGAUGAUUCUUUUCUUGCCGUAUUUGUGAUCGCAGUCUCGCUCGUCAAUGUGCAUAUCUCGUCAGGCAUGUAUCUAAGCUCGUGA